This is a messenger RNA of Penicillium cinerascens, 2100 nucleotides long. Its product is annotated as Zn(II)2Cys6 transcription factor. Gene Ontology annotation, biological process: positive regulation of transcription by RNA polymerase II. Gene Ontology annotation, cellular component: nucleus. Lineage: Eukaryota; Fungi; Ascomycota; Eurotiomycetes; Eurotiales; Aspergillaceae. Bases 1 to 2100 code for a protein of 699 amino acids. The record is from RefSeq and is a predicted model, not a curated record. The transcript is spliced from 9 exons. Gene Ontology annotation, molecular function: DNA-binding transcription factor activity, RNA polymerase II-specific; zinc ion binding; transcription cis-regulatory region binding.
AUGACGAUCACCAGCCUGGUGAUGCAAAACCGCCGGGGCCAAGCCUCCGCCAAGCGCCCGCUUCGACUCCCUAUCAUCGCCCCCAAGGAGGAGCUCGUGGAGGGAAAACCUGAGCAGGGUCUGAUUGCGCCCCCGCGCAUUCGUUUGCCUCCCAGAUCGCGCACCGGUUGCUGGACGUGUCGGAGUCGCAAAGUCAAAUGUGAUGAGGGACACCCGCAAUGCAAUCAAUGUACUCGACUCGGCCAUAUCUGCGACUACCGACCGCGUCUGGCUUUUCGCGAUGAUACCCCUCGGAUCAUGGGUCGGAUGGCCGAUGUGAAGACCCAAGGAAACAUAGUCUGGGAUCUUUCUUCGCCCACUCCGAGCGAGAAGUCCGAGUACUUUUCCUCCCGGGAUGCCCUUCCUGCCUUUUCUCUCCUCACGUCCGAUGAGGAGCGAGAAAGAAAGGCGGAGGCUUCCAGCCCCGGCACGUACCAUGUAGUCGUGAUCCCGGACAGCUUCUCUACUCUGCCGGAGUACGUGGACGAUGCGUCGGAUAAGUCCAGAUCCGAAGCUAGUGGCUCGGUAGCCAACAGUCCCAUGAGCAGAUCCAAGGCCGAGAGUGACGCCGGCACUGAUCCCAAUGUCGUGAUCUUGAAGACCUUCGAGGAUGUGACUCGACGGUCAUCCUCCAAUGGCCGAACGCCCAGAGCCUCACCUACAUCCGAGAUUGCGGAUCCCUUUGGCUCCCUCUCCUUGGAUCCCAUCCUCGCUUCUCUCCCCUCUUCCAUCAAAUUCGAAGAUGAUAUGUCCUUCUUGGACCCGUAUAUUGAGCAGCACAGCCAGGACACGGCGCUGUUUGCUCACUUCCGGCACGUUGUCUGGAAGCAGUUGUUCCCUCAUGAUCGGGGCCAGGACGACUCGUUCGGGCUCGAGAGCAGUGGCAUGACUUUGAGCGCGGAUUUCCUUGAGCGAGAAGCCGCUCAUUUCCCUCCCCUUUCCGAUGCCAUCAUGGCUGUCUCGGCGCUCAGUCUUUCACACAGCGGUACCGGGCAGAACGUCGAUGCGCUGCAGUACUACCAGCAGGCUUUCCCUUCGCUUCAAACCAGCCUCCGCAACAACGAUGAUCUCGUUUCCGAUGGACUUUUCCUCACCCACUUCCUCCUUCUCAUCUACGAGGUUGCGGCUGCCGAGCCCCAUGGCUCCAACCUCUGGUCUCACCAUAUCUCUCGCCUACUCCACAUUGCCUUCCUCCGCCGGUCAAAGUUUGGCCGUGAACCACAUCCCUUUAUUCUCUGGUGGAUCUGCCACAUCGAUCUAUACGCUUUGUUGAGUGGAGCAGGCACGGGUGAAUUCGUGCGAGCUGUCAUUGACCAUCAGAUGCUUCCCACAUCUGAGUGUCUUCUCUAUCCCUCUGUUCCCGAAGGCCACAGUAUGAUCUAUCCCGAAGAGCACGACAGCUUGCCGGUGAUGAUGCGUCUGUACGCCGAUACCUUUACCCUGGCUGCUCAGCUCGGGUUCCUCGCAGCUCAGCUUCGCCGGGAUAAGCAGUCUCGGCCCUCUGAGUUUGAUCAGCGGCCAAAGGAUAUUAGCAAUCUGCGGCAGGCUUUUGCAAGGCUUUGGGAGGCUCCCGACGUGACUUACUGGUCUCAACAUCAAGACACCCUCCCUCGGCGAUCCAAGGAAAUCUUGCAGCAGUCGGCCACUCUAUUCCAUUCCUCCCAACUGUUCUCAUACAGUAGUAUGUGGCCUGGUCAACGUCACGAGUCAGAAUACACGCCUGACGGAGAGAUCGAUUACCAUGCCGGGGAGAUUUUGCGCAUUGCCGAACAGACGACGAGCACCCGACGAGCGGACCGACAUUUCCUUGUCUUCCCACUUUUCCUGGCGGGUGCGACAGCCUCGGCCAGUGGCCUCAAGAUGAUGGCCAUGGAACUGAUGACGAGUAUGGAGGAUGAGGAGGAUGGCAUGGGGCGCAAUGCAGCGACCACACGGGCCAUCCUGCAGACGGUCUACGAGCGACAGCUUGAACGCCUGAUGCGGGUCGGCCACACGAUGGAUGUGGAUUGGGCUGAUCUGAUGGCCAAAGAAGGGCUGCAGAUGGUCAAUUUCGGGUUCUAA